Molecule: messenger RNA, 4892 nt
Organism: Theobroma cacao (cacao)
Lineage: Eukaryota; Viridiplantae; Streptophyta; Magnoliopsida; Malvales; Malvaceae
Product: pentatricopeptide (PPR) repeat-containing protein
Biological process (GO): RNA modification
Molecular function (GO): zinc ion binding; protein binding; RNA binding
Source: RefSeq, a predicted model, not a curated record
GCAAUACAGAUAAUGUGGUUAUGGACAAGAUUUUACCUUAAUCUUAAUAUUUGCUAGCUAAUUGUUAAUUACAACUAUAUAUGCCGGCUUUUUUUUUUGUGACUUCUCUUUUAACAUUGAUAAUUCGUUGGUGCUUCAGACCCCAUUGACGCUUUUCUUGAAUAUUACUAGUCGCAACCUGGGGUUGGGUUGAUCUCAAUGGGUAGCAAGCUGCUUAAAUUUACGAAGAAGUGCUUGAGGAUGCCAGAAACACAUGAACCGAGAUCAAGCUCUGCCUAGAUUUCUGCUUUAGAUUUUAAGCUGUUCCUGUGUGUUUAUUUUUGGAUUAGAUCCAUUCCUAGAUCAGUCUCUGGUAAUGGAUAGUAUCGUUUCUUUUUUUUAGUGACAUGAAAAAAAUGAAUGACAAUAUCUUAACCCAUUCCAUGGAUCAAGAUUCUUGUACCAUUCCCCGAAUUAUCUCAACGGUUAAAGAACAUUUGGUAACAUGCACAAAUUGCCAAUCAACACUGCUACUACUUAAUUUGCCAUCAAUGGUGGGGAAGAAAUUUCUUGCAUCUGCCAGUUGAUGUUACCAAAGAAGUGGUGAAAACGCCAAAAAGGGAAGAGCUUUUGGACAUAAGGAGCCAAACAAAGCGAAGAUAACAUGGUUAGAUAAAAUCCUUAUCCACGAAAUCCAAAGGCCAACACUUUUCUUUCAUCCAGCAGCGUUAUAGGAAAACGAAAACAAAAAACCCAAUGAGAUACCCUUGACCGCCAUUUCUUCAAAACCAAACCACCUUCACCGUCUUCACUUCAUCUCCCAACCGCCAAAAAACCCUCCAUGGACAAAAUAGCUCUAUUCCGACACUACUUUAGUCUCUCUCUUCAUCAAAACACACUGAUCCAAAAUCCAACAAAACCCACAAAAAUUUCACCUUCUUCUGUGGCUCUUGGGCCCACAUUCACCUUUCCUGAAAUCCAACUCUCUACGUUUUCGCUUCCACACUCUUGGUCAAGUCUCUCUUCUUCGGGCACUUUUGACUUUUCUGACGAGGUAAAAGGGGUCAAUAGUUUGGAGUCGGUUGAAGUCUUGCAUGCCAGGUCGCUUAAAAUGUGCAAUGAUUGGAGUUCAGAUUCUGUGGCUAAGAGUUUAAUCUCAAGUUAUUUGAAAUUUGGCGAUUUUAGAGCAGCUACGAUGGUUUUCUUCACGGCUUUUGAUCGGAAUUAUGUUUUCUGGAGUUCGUUUUUGGACGAGCUUCAUAGUUGUGGGGGAGAGACACGUGGAGUUCUUGAAGUUUUUGGUAAAUUUUAUAAUAAAGGGGUGAGUUCUGAUAGCAAAAUUCUUACCUUGGCUCUGAAGAUGUGUGGCAGUUUGAUGGAUUCACGGCUGGGAUUACAGAUUCAUGCUGAUUUGAUCAAGAAGGGUUUUGAUUUGGAUGUAUAUUUGAAGUGUGCAUUAAUGAAUUUAUAUGGGAGGUGUUGGGAUUUGGAGAGUGCUAAUCAAGUUUUUAAUGAAAUGGUGGAAAAGGAAGAUCCUGUAUGGAAUGAGGCUAUCAUGGUAAACAUGAGGAAUGAGCAAUGGGAGAAAGCUAUGGAGUUGUUUAGAGAAAUGCAGUUUUCUUCUGCCAAAACUAAUAGUAGUACCAUUGCGAAGAUGCUGCAAGGCUGUAGCAAAGUGGGAGCUCUCGAGGAAGGAAAGCAAAUUCAUGGGUAUGUAUUAAAAUUUGCAUUGGUUUCCGAUAUGUCAGUUUGUAAUUCCUUGAUUAAUAUGUACUCAAAAAAUAAUAGACUGGAACUAGCUAGGAGAGUUUUUGAUUUGAUGGAAGAUCAUAACCUGUCUUCAUGGAAUUCCAUAAUUUCAAGUUAUGCUGCUCGUGGUUAUUUGAAUGAUGCUUGGGAUUUAUUAAAUGAAAUGGAAUCAUCUGCUAUGAAACCUGAUAUAAUAACCUGGAACUGCCUUCUCUCUGGCCAUGCCCUUCAUGGCUCUUAUAAAGCUGUCCUGACGAUGUUGCGAAGAAUGCAAGUAAUGGGUUUCAGGCCAAAUUCGAGCUCUGUCACCAGUGUUCUUCAAGCUGCUGCUGAAUUGGGGAUCUUGAAUUUGGGGAGUGAAAUUCAUGGUUAUGUUAUAAGAAAUGGGCUUGAUUCUGAUGUAUAUGUAGGAACUUCAUUGUUAGACAUGUACGUGAAGCAUGAUUGUCUAGGAAAAGCUCAGGCAGUUUUUGAUAACAUGAAUAACAGAAAUAUUGUUGCUUGGAACUCGUUAAUAUCAGGAUAUUCCUUCAAGGGCCUUUUUGAAGAUGCUAUGACCUUAUUGAAUGGAAUGAAAGAGGAAGGAAUAACGCCAGACCUAGUGACAUGGAAUGGUUUGAUUUCAGGGUAUUCCAUUUGGGGGCGCAGUAACGAGGCUUUAGCCCUGAUUCAUCAAACAAAAAAUUCUGGAAUGACUCCCAAUGUGGUAUCUUGGACUGCUCUAAUAUCGGGCAGUUCACAGAAUGGAAACUAUAGGGAUUCCCUCGAAUUUUUUAUCCAAAUGCAACAAGAAGGUAUCAGGCCCAACUCUGUCACCAUAUCCUGCUUACUUAGAAAUUGUGGAGGUCUAUCUCUAUUACAGAAAGGCAAAGAGAUACACUGCGUCAGCAUAAAAAAUGGUUUUAUUGAAGAUGUGUUUGCAGCUACAGCACUUAUUGACAUGUAUAGUAAAUCUGGCAAUUUGAAAGCUGCUUAUGAAGUUUUUAAGAGGAUUGAAAAUAAAACAUUGGCCUCCUGGAAUUGUCUCAUAAUGGGGUUUGCAAUCUAUGGCCUUGGUAAAGAGGUGGUCUCGCUCUUUGACGAGAUGCUUGGAGCAGGCAUCCUACCAGAUGCCAUAACGUUCACAGCUGUACUCUCUGGUUGCAAGAAUUCAGGUUUAGUUGAUGAAGGAUGGAAAUUUUUUGACAGUAUGAGCUCUGAUUAUGGUAUAAUACCAACAUUUGAACAUUAUUCUUGUAUGGUAGAUCUUCUGGGAAGAGCUGGAUAUCUUGAUGAAGCUUGGGAUUUCAUCCAAAAAAUGCCAUUGAGACCGGAUGCUACUAUUUGGGGUGCUCUUCUUAUAUCCUGUCGAAUCCAUAAGAACAUGCAAUUCGCAGAGAUUGCUGCAAAGAAACUUUUCAAGUUAGAACCAUAUAAUUCUGCAAAUUAUGUUUUGAUGAUGAAUCUAUAUGCCAUGUUUGACAGAUGGGAAGAUGUUGAGCGUAUCAAAGAUUUGAUGAGAAAUACAGGUGUGAAAAAUGGGCAAGUCUGGAGCUGGAUUCAAAUUGAUCAGAUGGUUCAUUUAUUCUCUGCGGGAGAGAACCAUCCAGACGAAGGGGAGAUAUAUUUUGAGUUGUACCAUAUGGUUUCUGAAAUGAAGAAGCUUGGGUAUAAACCUGAUGUCAAGUGUGUUUGUCAGAACACUGAUGACAAUGAAAAGGAGGAGAUGCUGCUGAGUCACACAGAGAAAUUGGCCAUAACUUAUGGGCUAAUCAAGUCAAGAAAUGAUGCCCCUAUCAGGGUAAUCAAGAACACAAGGAUUUGCCCCGACUGCCACACUGCGGCUAAAUACAUAUCUCUGGUAAAGAAGCGAGAGAUUUUCCUCAGAGAUGGUGGUCGGUUUCACCAUUUCAUUGAAGGGAAGUGUUCGUGUAAUGAUUGUUGGUAACAAGGGGCCUUAAUGUCUUUCAAUAUCUAAUCUGAACCAUCAUGCGAAAUCCUGCAGAAGGUGGAAACCAGCACUUUCUCCUGCUCAAGCAGAAGAAAUACAUCAACCAGGUGGGAAGGUCAUUCUUUUUCUUGGACAAAGGACAAUCACGCAAUUCGAUUCUACACUCAUCAGCAACAGAUAGCUGAAAGCAAUGCAGGCUUGAGAAGAGGACAGUCCAGACUUAGCGACGUGUAUAUUUUAUAAGCCACUUACCUUCAUUCAUAGAAGUUCAAAGGCAUUUUUUUUGGUACAUAAAAGCAUUUUCAAGGAACCAUUACAUUGUUACAACUUCAAAACUAGAAGCAUUACAUCCCUACAAGCUUUCAGGAUAAGGAAUGAAAUAUUAUGUUUACUAAUUUGCCAUGGCAUACUCUUACUCAUGUCUGCCACUUCCAUUCCUUCCUGCCAACGAGGAGAAUUUGACACACAUCCACCAGCCAACGGUCAGGGAGGGUAAGCCACAAUCCACCGCAUGCUGCCCCGGUAACAUUUGUAAACCAAUUGAAUUGGACCAGGUUUAAAAAGAGAGCUAAUCACGAGUUGCCUCAGAGUGUACACGUGUAGGGAGUUCAGUACAGCAAAGACGAGUGAUUGGCUACCCCAUAAACUUUCCUAGCGUGGUAGCUCUAACUUAAAUCAAAAUCGUCACAAGACCUUUGAGUUAGCGUGCUGUGCAACUUUAUGACUAAAAAAGCGACCCCUUGGUGCAUUUCCAUAGUGUACCCGCACUUUCUACGCUCAAAUUCAGAGGCUGAGAACUGAAACGACACUUGAUAAAGUGCUUGAAAGUUGAAAGGCAUAGGUUAAUGGUUCACCUAAACAAGAAGGGAAAACUGAAAAGAUCCCAACAAGAAAAUUAUUGAAAAGACACAAUUAUGUACAAAAAGAAAAGAAAAGAGCAGAACUGUUACUUAAAAUGGUUCUCCAAAUCCAUCGUGCACCUACAUCUGCAGCUACAAUAUGGAAAUAAAAGCUUCCAUCUUUUCUUAUCUUACAUAAAUAUUUACAAAUACGACCAUAGUAACGUACGUAAUUACCACCAUUGCACAAAACCCAGAUGAAGAGAAACAACGGUGAAAAAGAACCCCAUCUUCGACUUGUCGGGAACCCCAUUAUAGAACAGAAAUUUCGGAGCCUUGUAAUGAAUUUGAAACCUCAAAAGAUAACUACCGAUGCAUUAAACAAAAAAAAAAAA